UAUUUUUUUUUUAAAAUGAAAACAAAAACAGAAAAAGGAAGAGUUAGAAUUUGCUUUCGCUUUCUCGAUCCCUCUCUCUCAAAAUCGCUGUUCCUCUCUCACCCACCGCCACCGGCCGCCGCUCUCAAUCCCUCUCUCACUGCUCUCAAUCUCUCUCCCUCACCUCGCCGUAACGCCGUUCAAUCUUCCGCCGCAGCCGCACCACUGCUCAGCUCACCGCGCCGCACCACACCGCACCGCACUCACUCUUUCUCUUCGUCUCGUUUCAGGUUUUUGUGCACCUCCAAAUCCUUCAGCUCCAAGAUGUUUGGUUUUCGCCGAAUUGUUUCUAAUGUUGCUGUCUGCCUUCGUCAAAACCUAUCGCUUCGUGGCUGUGUGCAAGUACGAAAUAUAAACAUUGGAGGUGGUCUUGGAGGUGAGAUUCCAGACGGCAAGCGACUUUCGUAUGCUCUUCAGCAUAUCCACGGGAUUGGCCGUGCAAAAGCUCAUCACAUUGUGUGUGAGCUUGGAGUUGAAAACAAAUAUGUGAAGGACCUAAGCAAAAGAGAACUAUAUUCUCUUCGUGAAUUGCUUUCCAAGUACUUGAUUGGAAAUGAUUUGAAAAAGUUAGUUGAGAGAGAUGUGGCAAGGUUGGUGGGUAUUCAAUGCUACAGAGGGAUCAGGCACGUCGAUGGCUUACCCUGUCGGGGACAGCGAACUCAUACAAAUUCUCGCACUAGGAAGAAAAUGCCUACUUACCGGGGUUCAAGAUAAAUGCUGCUCAAGUAAAAGAUGAGUUGUGUUACUGCUCUGCUUUGAGCUUAUCAAAUAAGUUUUGUUAAAAACUUGAUUACAUUACCUAGAUCCACACACAUUAACUUUAAAUUAUGAAUUAUCCUUGGCAUGCUUAUUGGCUUAUCAUUGCUUUGAAAGGAUAGUACUAGUUUUUGGCAUUGACUUUGUCUUGAUGGAUUUUUUAUUUUAUUCUUUUUAAAGAA
This is a messenger RNA of Trifolium pratense (red clover), 977 nucleotides long. RefSeq names its product small ribosomal subunit protein S13, mitochondrial-like. Bases 16 to 753 code for a protein of 245 amino acids. The record is from RefSeq and is a predicted model, not a curated record. Gene Ontology annotation, cellular component: small ribosomal subunit; mitochondrion; ribosome. Gene Ontology annotation, molecular function: RNA binding; structural constituent of ribosome. Lineage: Eukaryota; Viridiplantae; Streptophyta; Magnoliopsida; Fabales; Fabaceae. The transcript has 4 exons. Gene Ontology annotation, biological process: translation.